Messenger RNA from Colletes gigas, 918 nucleotides. RefSeq names its product adenylate kinase isoenzyme 1-like. The transcript is spliced from 3 exons. Bases 1 to 918 code for a protein of 305 amino acids. NCBI's taxonomy places the organism in Eukaryota, Metazoa, Arthropoda, Insecta, Hymenoptera, Colletidae. Gene Ontology annotation, cellular component: cytosol; cytoplasm. The record is from RefSeq and is a predicted model, not a curated record. Gene Ontology annotation, biological process: nucleoside triphosphate biosynthetic process. Gene Ontology annotation, molecular function: ATP binding; AMP kinase activity.
AUGCGUGGGAACGUGCACCUGUCUGCGGAAGUCGCCGACUCGGGAUCCCUCUCUGGUGUCAGGCGUCCUAAGUCGUGUCGACGCUUUCGUGGCUCGUGUCAGGAUGCUACGAAAAGUGGGGUUCUAAGACUAAAAGGAAAUCCCAAAACUGUCGGUUCGAUGGGCAAUUGCAUAAAACCUUACGACCCUGUGCUUGAUUCCAUUCCAAGGAGCUCCUUUAAUAUCGACACCACGCCGAUUAGGGAAUCUGGUCUGCCGAUCAUCUUCGUAAUUGGAGGACCGGGAGUCGGAAAAAGAACGCUGUGCACCAAGGUGGCGAAGAAGUAUGACUUCCUCGAGAUAAUAAGCAGCGAAAUUAUUCGACAGGAGGUGAUUAAAAGAACAGAAAGAGCGUUUGUGUUGGCGCAUAUGAUGUCUGAGGGGCAUCUGGUACCAACCGAUAUACUGAUCGAACUGAUCACGAAGAAAAUUCUGAAUAAUCUGGACGCGAAAGGUGUCAUAGUGUCUGGGUUCCCAAGGCACAAGAGUCAGUGCCAAGUGUUCGACAGGGAAGUACGACCACCGGAUCUUGUUUUAUUUCUCAAAGCACGAAAUUCCGUCCUGAGCGAUCGAAUAAACGCCAGAAGUAUCACGACCACGGAAAGACCAGUUAUAAAUUUCGGUUUCAUUAAGAAGGAACUCAAGAAAUUCCAUAGAAGGAAUCGACCGAUAGUUAAGUAUUACAAAGAUCUUUUGGUGGUCAUCGAUGGGGAGUACGAAGCGAUGACCGUCUACGAAAACGUGUGCAAAGUCAUCGACGAUCUUUUAACAAACUUCCCGAAAACGUCUGAAAAACCUGAAACAGUCAACGACGAUCUUAUAACGAACUCCCCGAAAACAUCGUCCGAAAAACCUGUAAUCGAAGAGGAACAGACAUAG